CUAGUGUGAAAAGUACGCCGAGAGAGAGCGACCGAGACCCGGGCCUUCCCGGCUCCGCUCGCUCCGCCAUAUUAACCCACAGCCACUCGAAGCCUAGACUCCGGGAACACGAUAUAAAACCAUCCAUGACCGGUUUAACCGCUCCAGUGGUGACUAUUAGCAGACCGGAGAGUAUUGUGCUGCUUCUGGGAUUAUAACAAUAUGAGUAAACUGUCGUUUCGGGCGCGGGCGCUGGACGCUUCCAAACCUCUCCCCGUCUUCCGCUGUGAGGAUCUCCCCGACCUGCACGAAUAUGCUUCUAUUAACCGGACAGUGCCGCAGAUGCCCACGGGGAUGGAGAAAGAAGAGGAAUCGGAGCACCAUCUCCAGCGGGCCAUCUCGGCACAACAGGUGUACGGCGAGAAGAGGGACAACAUGGUCAUUCCAGUGCCUGAAGCUGAGAGUAACAUCUCUUACUAUGAGACCCUCUACCCAGGGGACUUCAAGAUGCCCAAGCAGCUCAUCCACAUACAGCCCUUUAGCUUGGACACGGAGCAACCGGACUACGACCUGGACACGGAGGAUGAGCUGUUUGUGACGAGGCUGAGAAAAAAGAUGGAAGUGGGAGCCUUGCAGUUUGAAGUGAUGAUCGACCGGUUGGAGAAAGGCAGCGGACAGCAGCUGGUGUCUCUGCAGGAGGCGAAACUCCUCCUCAAGGAGGACGACGAGCUGAUCAGGGAGGUGUUCGAGUACUGGAGCAAGAAAAGGAAAUCGUGCCAGAGCGGCUCUCUCAUCCCGACUGUCAAACAGGAGAAACGAGACGGCUCGAGCACCAACGACUCCUACGUGGCCUUCAGGCGCCGGACGGAGAAAAUGCAGACCAGAAAGAAUCGCAAGAACGACGAGGUCUCGUACGAGAAGAUGCUGAAACUGAGAAGGGAUCUGAGCAGAGCCGUUACCAUCCUAGAGAUGAUCAAGAGACGCGAGAAGAGCAAGCGGGAACUCCUACACCUCACACUGGAGAUAGUGGAGAAGAGGAAUGGCAUGGCUGAUUUUGGCGGGGAAGUGAUGGCAGAGAUGGCACAGAGAGCGCUAGAGAAGCCCGUUAUCCCACUGAUCCCCAUCACCACCAGCAACCAGUACAGACACGUAGAACACGAUCGCGACUACAAGACCAAGGUGGAUAAACCAGAAGUGGUGCGACAGAAGAGGAAGUAUGAGAAGAAGCCAAAGCCGCUGCUGCUGACCGGUGCUCACCACACUGGCCCUGCAAUCAUCAACACUAAAGACCUUAACCAGUAUGAUUUUCCCAGCUCGGAUGAAGAGCCCUACUCGCAGCUGUUUUCCGGCUCAUCUGAGGCAGAAGAGGAGAACGAUCCAGACGGCGUGUUCGCGUUUAGGAGGAGGUCUGGCUGCCACUAUCAUGCUGUGCGUGGAGCGCAGUGCGGUUCAUGGCCGUGGACGGAUCCUACCGAGGGUGGUGUGGGAGACGCUCGCUACCGCUACUCUCUCACCACACUUACCGUUCCUCGAAUGUGCGUGGGGUUGGCACGACGAAGGGUCGGCAGAGGGGGCAGGGUUUUGUUGGACCGUACCUCCUCUAAAUGGGCUGCCACCUGUCAUGAAGCGGACCUAGAAUCUACUGAUUCUACCACCUCCGGCCCACAGCCCGUCACUAUGCUUACCUCACGUACCACGUCCCCUCCAGACCUCUCGCAGAUCCUCCAGAACAUCAAAGCCUGUCGCUGGAGGCACUUCAGACCUCGAACGGCCCCAUCCGACGACCCCGAGAACCAGCACCCCUGGUCGGCACGGCGACGGGGCAGAGGCCUGCUCAACCAGCCGAUCAGCGCGCUGCGAAACCGUCCUAAUAACCGACCCCCUGCCGCACCACCCACACCUGUGUUCACUGCUGAGCAGUACCAGCAGCAUCAGGGGCAGUUGGCACAGAUGCAGAAAGAGCAGCUGGAACAGGCACAGCAAGUGCAGCGACUCAGUGCCAAUGUACAGACUUCAUCAUUCAGGAUCUUAGACGCCGCGAGUGCGCAGUUUGCCGCCUCGGCAUUGGUGCCUAUGGAACAUCUAAUGGCACUGAAGAGCAAAGAGGAAGGACUUCUUGGACUUGGAGUCAACGGCGUUGUAUCUGCCUCAGGAGCAUAUAAGGGCUUGCACCACGUGAGCCCCUCACCCACCGCCAACCACCAGUGCGACACCCCUACCUCCGCCCCCAACAACGGAACCCCCUCGGCCAACCACCACCUCGGCUCGGCCGGCCGGCCCGCCCCCGCGCAGGCGCUGUUGGCCGGGGCCGUGAGAGUGGGCCUGCCCUCGCCGAGUGCAGCGCUGAGCGUGCGGCACCUGCAGCGGCAGCUCACGGUCCCGACGGCCGCCCUCAAACUCGCCGCCAACGCCAACCGCCAGAUUCCCAAAGUCGCAGCCGGAUCCACCACUCUCGAUAUGGGAACCAGGGAAAAUCAUGACCAAGAAAAGCCAACAUUGAACAGUAUAACAGAAAACGCAGUAGCCAUGGAGGUUACGUAGCCCCACUCCUGCUUUUUUUUCCAUCACCCUACGAUUUGGGGCGUUUACUUUAGGUGCUGUGCAUCACUGACACUGCAUCUUCAUGGCAGCCGUUGGGACUCUACUGCAAUGCUUGUCUGUUUUUGUUUUGUUUUUUUCCUUUCUCCCCCUUUUUGUUACUGUUAAAAUAUCAUCUGUAAAUUAUGAAAUGAGGCGUUUAUUCUAUGUACAGUACUACAUAUUUGUAAUAUGCCCUUUGUAUAUAACAUUACUUG
Trichomycterus rosablanca is the source of this 2774-nucleotide messenger RNA. RefSeq names its product enhancer of polycomb homolog 1 (Drosophila) b (gene epc1b). Bases 202 to 2520 code for a protein of 772 amino acids. The transcript is spliced from 14 exons. The record is from RefSeq and is a predicted model, not a curated record. Gene Ontology annotation, biological process: regulation of transcription by RNA polymerase II. NCBI's taxonomy places the organism in Eukaryota, Metazoa, Chordata, Actinopteri, Siluriformes, Trichomycteridae. Gene Ontology annotation, cellular component: piccolo histone acetyltransferase complex; NuA4 histone acetyltransferase complex.